AUGGCAGAUAAGUCUGAUGUCAAAGAUGGUUUUGCCUACCCCUCGAGACCUUUGAGUGUUAUCGUGGUAGGUGCUGGCAUUUCCGGCAUUAUGAUGGCUAUUAAACUACAGGAAAACAUUACAAACCUAAGCUUGACUAUUUAUGACAAGAAUCCCGAGCUCGGGGGAACGUGGUGGGAGAAUAGAUAUCCUGGAUGUGCUUGUGAUAUACCAGCGCAUACAUACCAACUUUCUUUCGACUCCAACCGAGCCUGGUCAACCUAUUAUGCGUCCGCUGGGGAGAUACUUCAGUACUGGAAGCGUGUUGCGGAGAAAUACGAUGUCAGAAAACUCAUGAAAUUCCGCCAUCGCCUCACUCAUGCUCAGUGGAAUCAGUUAUCCUCACAAUGGGAAGUCAUGGUUGAUGAUGAGUUGACGGGGUUCUCCACAAAGCAAUGUUGCGAUGUACUCAUUACCGCUAUGGGGGCAUUAAAUCAAUGGAACUGGCCAUCAAUUACCGGACUCCACGAUUUUCAGGGUAAACUAAUGCACAGCGCAGACUGGGACAGCAGCUACGAUUUGAAAGUGAGCACAACACCGCCCUACUUCUCCACCAUGAAAACAUUGGCCGGAAGGGGUUCUAAUUUACCACAGGGAAAGAAAGUCGCUGUUAUAGGGGCAGGAUCGAGUGGGAUUCAAAUAGUUCCUAGCAUUCAGCCAGAAGUUGAGCGCCUGGAUCAUUACGUACGCGGAAGAACCUGGAUUGCUUCGUCGCUUGCAAGCGAAGAAAUCGAGGACAGAGGUGAGAAGACGGGCAACUUCAUCUACUCCCAAGAAGAAAUUAGCGCCUGGCAGAAAGAUCCGACUUCAUACCUAGACUAUAGGAAACGACUUGAAAAUGCGAUUCAGGGUGGAUUCGAAGUUACCGCGAAAGGUAGCCAGGCUCAUGAGCAAGCUCGAGAGGUUUUCAAAAAUCUCAUGGCUGAUCGCCUCUCGGACAGGCCUGAUCUCUUCGAAAAUCUUAUUCCAAGCUUCGCACCAUUUUGCAAGAGAUUGACACCAGGGCCGGGCUACCUGGAAUCACUUUCAAAGGAGAAUGUCGACGUGACUUUUGAGCCGAUUGAUCAUAUUUCGAAAACAGGCAUCGUUACAAGAGACGGGAAACUUCGAGAAGUCGAUGCCAUAAUUUGCGCGACGGGAUUCAAUACUUCCUUUACUAAUCGAUUUCCUAUCUAUGGAAAAGACGGACAAAAGUUAUUUGAGAAAAAGUCAAAUGAUAUAAAUAACCUGUCCACCUACCUGUCAAUCACCGUGGAUGAAUUCCCAAAUUUUUUCAUGAUGUUAGGUCCAAACUCGGGCCUCGGCCACGGAAACUUGCUGAUCAUCCUUGAGCAAAUUGCGAAGUACUGUGCGAAAACUUUGUCAAAGAUGCAACGGGAAAAUAUCGCCAGCAUGGAGCCAAGGAAAAGCGCGGUUCAUGGAUUCGCUAGAUUUUGCGAUGAGUUUUUCCAAGGUAGGGUGUUUAGCGACGAAUGUCCUUCGUGGUAUAAGACAAAUGACAGAGUAACGGCCCUAUGGCCAGGGUCAAGCUUGCAUGCAGUGCAAUCCCUCGAAAACCCUAGAUGGGAGGAUUUCCGAUACAUUUACGUCAAUGAAAAACCGACAAGCUGGCUAGGAAACGGCACUACUGCUGCGGAUAAUGACCCUAAUUCUGACAAGAGUUACUAUUUGACUUCUUUGGCUCAAAUACAGGAGGAUCUUUAG
Talaromyces rugulosus is the source of this 1743-nucleotide messenger RNA. RefSeq lists its product as uncharacterized. Bases 1 to 1743 code for a protein of 580 amino acids. The record is from RefSeq and is a predicted model, not a curated record. NCBI's taxonomy places the organism in Eukaryota, Fungi, Ascomycota, Eurotiomycetes, Eurotiales, Trichocomaceae. The transcript has 2 exons.